AUGUCAAAAGCAAGUAGCAUAGCCAACAUCGCACUGAAAAAGAAAAAGUAUUUCACGGAUUUGCCUUCGCUCAAGGUGCUCUCAAGACCACAUGAUGCGAGGUCUGAAGUAACAGUGUAUGUAAAAGGCUUCCUAGCUGAAGGAGACUCGCCUGAAAACUUUCAAGACUGGCUACAUUCGCAUCGACUACUCGUAUUGAGCCCAAGCCAUCGAUGGGCACCUGCUGCAUUGGGGUACUCGUGGCCAUCAGGCAGCGCAACUUCACAUAUACCAAUUCCUCUUGCUUCAUUUGGAUCCACUGCAUAUCUGAUUGCUAAAAAUCUAAAGCAGUUGAAGAACCUUCGAUUUCCUACUCCGGCAUCCAUCGCAGGUGCGUUAGCAGUGGAUGUUGGUAUUCACGCAACUCGAUUAGCAUACCAAUUUAGCAUAGCAAAUCAAGAAAGCCAUGAUAGAGCAGAAAUGCUGGCGUGGCGACUACUGGAUCUUCGUCGGAAAUAUGAAUAUUUGAGGGUGGUAGGGCAUUCUCUUGGCUGUCGACACAUAGUCGAGGCCUGUUCAUUAAUGAAUGCCAAUGAAAGACCAGACUCAAUACAUUUGUGUGCUCCGGCGCUUGUUGCACCAGACAUUGUAAAUCAGAUUCGCAAAGAGACAGGUGGUUUAGGACAAAACAAGACAUUGAUUUACUACUCGCCAAAGGAUCUAACAUUGGGCAUUUUACUACGAACCCUUCUAAAAGGAGACCAAGCCAUCGGUGAAAUCGGAUUACCGCAACAAGUAGGAUUUGAGAAAGACUGGCUUGAUGAAACAGUGAAAUCGAUUGAUGUAUCCAAGAGUCUAGGUGGUUUCUACGUUGGCGCACAUACUGACUAUGCCAACAAGUUUCAUUACUUUGCGCAACCAUAUUAA
Molecule: messenger RNA, 906 nt
Organism: Mucor velutinosus
Lineage: Eukaryota; Fungi; Mucoromycota; Mucoromycetes; Mucorales; Mucoraceae
Exons: 3
Coding region: 1-906 (301 amino acids)
Source: RefSeq, a predicted model, not a curated record